This is a messenger RNA of Dovyalis caffra, 456 nucleotides long. The record is from the annotation of a GenBank genome assembly. Lineage: Eukaryota; Viridiplantae; Streptophyta; Magnoliopsida; Malpighiales; Salicaceae.
AUGGAUGCACAUGCAGGAACAAGCCUUCAAGAGACUGCAUUACGAGGAAUGAAAUUGGCAUUGGAGAAGAAGGCAUUUGAGCUCAAACUGAACUUGGGGUUUGGACUGCCUGCAGCCAUUGGCACUGCUGGUGCGAAGCCAGAUGCUAUCAUCAUUGACAUAGAUGGAGAUGGUAGCUUUAUGAUGAAUCUUCAAGAGCUAGUGACAAUUCAAGUACAAAACCUUUCAAUUGAGAUCUUUGUCCUCAAUCGUAAGCAUCUACGUAUGGUCAACAAAUGCCAAGUUGGGUUCAGAAAGUCCUGGAGAGGGCAUUCUUGCUUGGGUGCCCCAUUGAAGAACUUGGGAGACUUUUCCAAAAAUGUUCUAUUUGGCAGAACCGUGGUGGAGUGUGGAAAACCAGCUGCCCAAACAUGUUGGACUCAGCAGAAGCCUGUGGAAUACCAGCUGCUCGUGUGA